Molecule: messenger RNA, 1270 nt
Organism: Setaria italica (foxtail millet)
Lineage: Eukaryota; Viridiplantae; Streptophyta; Magnoliopsida; Poales; Poaceae
Product: 5'-nucleotidase SurE
Exons: 10
Coding region: 100-1014 (304 amino acids)
Cellular component (GO): cytosol
Molecular function (GO): nucleotidase activity
Source: RefSeq, a predicted model, not a curated record
CACAACUUUCCAACCAAAAACCCCCCAACAGGCGCACGAAACGGGAGCCGUGGCCGCGAACGGAAACGGAAAGCUUCCCCAUCCCCGUGCUGCGCUCGCAUGGACUCCACGGCGGCUGCUGCUGCGGCGGCGCAGGCGCCGGUGCUGCUGGUGACCAACGACGACGGCAUCGACGCGCCGGGCCUCCGCUUCCUCGUCGACCAGCUCGUCGCCGCGCGGCGCUACCGGGUCCUCGUCUGCGCGCCCGACACAGACAAAUCGGGGGUUAGCCACUGCAUCACAUGGCGCCCCGCACUCCGCUGUAAACGUGUUGAUAUAAGUGGUGCUACAGCAUUUGGAGUUUCAGGAACUCCUGCCGACUGUGCCUCUUUAGGCAUCUCUGGGAAGCUCUUUGAUGGUGUGGUUCCUGACCUGGUACUUAGCGGAAUCAACAUUGGAAACAAUUGUGGAUACCAUGUUAUUUAUUCUGGAACAGUUGCUGGUGCUAGGGAGGCUUUCUUAUAUGGGAUUCCUGCAAUAGCUAUGUCAUAUGAUUGGGUUGCAGGUCAGAGCAGUGUUAAUGACCUCAAGGUGUCUGCAGAGGUUUGUAUGCCAUUGAUAAAUACUAUUGUGACCGAGAUCAAGAAUGGAACAUAUCCUAAAGGAUCAUUCUUGAAUGUAGAUGUACCAACAGAUGCUGCACACCACAAGGGGUACAAAAUUACAAAACAAGGAACAUAUAUGGCCAGAAUUAGUUGGGAGCAAACUGUUUACAAGAAGCCUGCAGUAGAAAGUUACCAGACAGCAAACAUGGAUGUUGACGGUGAAAAGGACAGUGAACUAGUCACACCAUCAGAGAAUGACCUAUUAUUUAAGAGAGUGCUUGUAGGGAGAAGUUCUGAUGGAGUGGAAGGAGAGGACAUGGACCACAUGUCCCUAGCAAAUGGAUAUAUUACCGUUACUCCUCUGGGUGCUCUUUCCCGCACAGAACCAGAUGCCAUACCCUACUUCAAAGCUUGCGUGUCACGCCUGUGAUCAGGAUGCUUACCAGGCCGGCUGGACAGAACCUGCUGAUGCAAUUGCCCGCAAUGUCACGAAUAAAUCCACAUUGAUUUCAGGCAUUCUGUUUAUUGCUAUUGAUGCACUGCCACACUAUGUAGUACAGCAACUCAUAAUUUUAUGGCGUAUGUAUUGCAGAACUACGGCUUUUUGUAACUAUGGUUCUUCAAUAAUUCAUUGGUCUUGUAAUUCUGUGGUUUCUCUUUAUAGCAAUUUAUAAUAGCUUGCAUUA